AUGUUCAACUUUGGUAACUCUGGGGCCAAUGCGAACAGCACCACAAACAGUGGCUCGCUAUUUGGCAACAAGCCCCCAAGCUCGUCAUCAACAUUUUCGAAUAGCCUAAACAGUGGGGCUGGCCAAGGUCAAGCUACCGGAGGUCUUUUCGGUCAAGGGAACAACCAGCAGCAAAACCAAACAUCAAAUGGGCUUUUCGGGCAGUCAAAUACCGCAUCUAACGGAUCUGGAGGUGUUUUUGGCAGCAAGCCCACUGGUGGAUUAAGUUUUGGGCAGAGCUCAAAUCAAGCACAACAACCUGCUUCUCAGAAGCCAUCUCAAUCGGGGUCUUUAUUUGGAAACAGCGGCCAACAAAUGCCAAGCUCUAGCCAACAGCCGGCUGGCAGUAGCGGUACUGGCGGUCUUUUCGGAAACAGCGGUCAGCAGCAGACCAACAAUACGCCGGGCGGCCUGUUUGGCAACAAGCCGGCCGUGGGAACUUCAGGCGGUCUUUUUGGUACUGGCAGUCAGCCACAAACACAGCAAAAUCCCACCACUGGAUCUUUGUUUGGCACACAACCUCAACAACAACAACAACAACAACAGCAACAACAGGGUGGCUCAUUGUUUGGAAGCGCGCGGGCUAUCAACUCAACACAACCUUCCUUCGGCUGGUCGCAACCUGGCGCCAAUCAGCAAACGAAUCAACAACCUAACCAAUCACAGUUUCAACUUCAACAGCAGCAACAGCAGCAGCAAAUUCAACAGCAACAGCAGCAGAUGCAGUUACAACAGCAAUCCAACUACCCUCAGCAAAUUCAAGAGCAGAUUACUAAGUGUAAGGAGUCAUGGAAUCCGCAAUCCUCCAGGAGCAAGUUGAGAACCUUCUUUCACAACAAAGUGAAUGAAACCGAGGCGAUGUUGUACAACAAACCACCAGAGGUUUCUCAAGAGGAGUGGGAUGAAGCUUUAUUACAGAAGCCUUCUCCGAACGUAAUUCCUGUACAGGCUUUUGGAUUUGAUGAUUUAAACCAGCGCAACAUCCUUCAAAGAGAAAAUGUUGCACAAGCACGCAUGAUUCUGAGCCAAACCCUGGAAAAGCUUACUCAGCUCUCUCAAAAACAUGAUUUAGAGACUGCUUCGAGGAUUUUAAAGGCUCAAAGUAGGAACGUUAAGAUUCAACAAAGAAUAAUCAAGCUUGGGUCGAGCUUGGCAAUUCUGAAAAGCAAGGGCUUACCGCUCUCAGUUGGUGAAGAGAAUAUGUGGUCCAAAUACGAAAAGCUUCUCAAGCGCAGCAACGACCCUGCCGGUCUCGGCAAGAAUAACGAAUUAUGGGCAAGACUGUCGGUCUUGAAAGAGAGGUCGAAAACCAUUUCGGAUCAGCUGGAUAGUACGCUGGUAGUAAUAAGUGAAAACAGUGGAUCUGAUAAAAACUUGAAAAACUCCGGUAAGCAUAGUGACAGAAGAAUUGAUGAAGAGGCAGAGAAUAGAGUGAACAAAAUUGCAGAGAUAUUAAGCAAUCAACAGCGCGGAUUGUGUUAUCUACAAGACGUUCUUGAUAAAGACGAAGAGCUUAUCAACAAAUAUAUAAGUUAG
Molecule: messenger RNA, 1575 nt
Organism: Lachancea dasiensis
Lineage: Eukaryota; Fungi; Ascomycota; Saccharomycetes; Saccharomycetales; Saccharomycetaceae
Source: the annotation of a GenBank genome assembly